Messenger RNA from Chlamydomonas reinhardtii, 3058 nucleotides. RefSeq lists its product as uncharacterized. Gene Ontology annotation, molecular function: glucose-6-phosphate dehydrogenase activity; NADP binding. Gene Ontology annotation, biological process: glucose metabolic process; pentose-phosphate shunt, oxidative branch. The record is from RefSeq and is a predicted model, not a curated record. The transcript is spliced from 13 exons. NCBI's taxonomy places the organism in Eukaryota, Viridiplantae, Chlorophyta, Chlorophyceae, Chlamydomonadales, Chlamydomonadaceae. Bases 267 to 1766 code for a protein of 499 amino acids. Gene Ontology annotation, cellular component: cytosol.
GGGGCUGGGCAUUUGCGCUUCUGGUUUCAGCGGUCUCCAUUUUGCGAGUCGCUGCGCUGAGGGGUUCGUUUGCGCAUCUUGCAGCACGGUCAACGACAGACUUAGGCAUUCAACAUAUUAAGCUAUUCGUGAUCGCGCCUGUGCUGGUCAAUAAGACCGAGUUCGGUUUCGCGUCAAGGACCGCAACGACAGAGGACAAAGUACUGUUACUGCAUGUAUGGCUAAAACGAGUCACUCCCCCGGGCAAAACAGGCGAGCCCCGCUUUAUGCUGCCCAGCCAAACACAUGCUGUGGAUGGUUUUGCCUGGGUGGAGGACAUCAGCAACAUCAGCUCCAGCCUGUAUGGAUGCCUGUUCAGCCAAGUCGACCCCCACGUCUGGCAGCCACGACUGCGGCUUGGCACCACCUCAGGGGACACAGUAGCCUCCACCCCCAUCCCCAACAGUCUUGACCACCCCUGGUCGCACCUGCGACCGUUCCACUUCACCUUCCUGCUGCCCGCCGCACAUGAGUCGGACUUCUGCUUCAAGGUGUGGGAGGCCUCCUUCCCCGAUAACCGCGCGCCCUUCUGCCUGCCGCCCUCCUCCGCCGCCCUGUGCCACCGCCUGGCGCCGGCCGCCGCCUACACGCCCGACCGGCCCGCGCUGUGGUCCGUGCUCAUCCCCCUCCGCAGCAUGGGCGCGCCCUGGGGCACACACGUCAGCCGCACCACCGUGCGGCUGCACCACCACCUGGCAUAUCUGCGGGAGAACAUGUUGAUGCUGCGCUUCGCCAACCCCAUCUUCUCCGCCUUCUUCAACCGCCACUACAUCUCAAACAUCCAGAUCACGUUCAAGGAGCCGUUCGGCACUGAGGGCCGCGGCGGCUACUUCGACUCGUACGGCAUCAUCCGCGACGUCAUCCAGAACCACCUGGCGCAGGUUCUGGCGCUGCUGACCAUGGAGGCGCCUGUGAGCCUGCACCCGGACGACAUCCGAGACGAGAAGGUCAAGGUGCUGCGCUGCAUCGCGCCCGCGGGCCUGGCCGACUGCGUGCUGGGGCAGUACGCCGCAGACAAGGGCCAGCCCGGGUACCUGGACGACCCCACGGUGAACCCCGGCAGCCGCACUCCCACCUUCGCGGCGGUGCGUGUGUUCGUGCGCAAUGAGCGCUGGGACGGCGUGCCCAUCAUCAUCAAGGCCGGCAAGGCGCUCAACGAGAGGCUGGCGGCGGUGCGCAUCCAGCUGCGCACGCCGCCCGCCUCCAUCUUCGGGCCGCUGGACCACAUGCGCAACGAGCUGGUGGUGCGCUUCCAGCCUGGUGAGGCCAUCUAUGCCAAGAUGGUUGUGAAGAAGCCGGGCCUGGAGAUGGACUUUGAGAUGAGCGAGCUGGACCUGUCAUACCCGGAGCGGUACAAGGGCGUGGUGAUCCCGGACGCCUACGAGCGCCUCAUCCUGGACUGCAUCCGGGGCGACCAACAGCACUUCGUCCGCCGCGAUGAGCUGCGGGCGGCCUGGGCCAUCUUCACGCCGCUGCUGCACGCCAUCGACGCCGGCGCGGUGCCCCUGCACCCCUACCCCUACGGCUCCCGCGGCCCGGCUGCGGUGGACCAGUUCAUCACCGACAGCGGCUACGUGCGCACCGAGUACAGCUGGCAGCAGUCACACCCCAGCCAACACUCGCAGGCACCGGCGCAGGCGGCGGCGGCGGGUGCGGCGGCGGGCAAUGGCGCUGGAGUCGAAGGCGUGGCCGCGGGCGCAGCACCAGCACCAGCAGGCAAGCUGUGAAGGCACAAGGUGGAUCUUAUGUGUGGAAGUUAGGGAAAUCAUGGACGUUUCAGCCUUUCAUGGCAGCCAAGCAGCGCAAUCAGUUGUGCUUGCACACGAGGAGAUGCUUGCACACGGCUGUUGGUACAUGCGCAGUCGUGCGCCUGUUGUGAUAGAGCUUAAUCGUAGCUUUGAGUUGGUGGGUUUGCAUUUGGAGGUGCAUUUAGACUUGUGAGGCAGGCGAUAUGUGUCAGGGCAGGACUCACGUGACGGGGGUCUACAUGCUCCGGCCUAACGAGUAGGUGCCAUCACUAUCAAAAGGAGUCACAGCGUGGAGUCACAAUGAUGCAGUGCAGGUAUGCGGGCAUGGCAUGCGAGCACGGAAGGCACUGCGGGUUUGGGUUGCUUGUUGAUUUGGCAAGUCAUAAGGAAUGACUGCGUAUACUGCCUGCGGCCUGUGUCAGGCAUUGUUGGUAGUGGCUGCAACUUGCGGGUGAAGGCACCGGACCGGCAGCUCUCGUGGGAGCAGGUCCCCGUGGCUGGGGGUCGCACGGGUGCAGCACGGGGGGGGGGGGGUUGUAAAUACCAGCCCAAACUAAACCGGGGGGGGUUUGUAAAUACCAGCCCAAACUAAACCAGAACCAACGAAAACGAGAGUGCAGGCAGAGGCGUUAGUUGCGAGCGAUAAUACUUAUGGGAUGUGGGUCGAGGCGUCGUGGAGCAGCGUGGGGUAUGGCCAGUGGGCUGUGGGGAUGCCGGCAUGCCGCGAGUGUGGUUGUGUGACGGUGGGCUGGUGGCUUGCCCGGCACCGGACUCAUGUGAAUUGAUGUCUUGAUCGCUGGCGCGGUGGAGGUGGCUUUUGGUGGCCUAGCGCGCGCUCCUCGCCGGACACCAGCCCCUCCCCUGCUGGCAACUCUUGAUGCCGCUGCAUGGGUGUCGCUGCAGGUUCAAAGCCUCGCGUCUCCAACAACUGCGUCCCUGUCCUCAACACUGCGUCGCACUCGUGUGAUUGGUCAAGUCCACGGUGCUAGCAGACCGGGCACGGGUGCACGACGUCAGCCGCCCGAGUCCGUCAGUUCGCACUGUGCCUUCUGCCGGAUGCAUCGGUCACACGAGCCCCUUAGCGCCGACCUGAGCCGCUCGGCUCCAGCACUCCUUAGGUCGCGGCCCCGGGCCUCCCGACGGUCGCAUCCCAGGCCGCAUCCGCUGGCAUCCAGCGCGAGCCGAACCCAGACAGCACACUGACCUCUAGACGUUAGAGCUGCAGGUGCAAAUAGCCUCUGAUGUGUACAAGGAAAUUACUCGUAGACCGC